Messenger RNA from Monopterus albus (swamp eel), 4433 nucleotides. RefSeq names its product MMS22-like, DNA repair protein (gene mms22l). The transcript is spliced from 26 exons. Lineage: Eukaryota; Metazoa; Chordata; Actinopteri; Synbranchiformes; Synbranchidae. Bases 136 to 3831 code for a protein of 1231 amino acids. Gene Ontology annotation, biological process: replication fork processing; double-strand break repair via homologous recombination. The record is from RefSeq and is a predicted model, not a curated record. Gene Ontology annotation, cellular component: nuclear replication fork.
GUUUGAACGCGCGGGAGAAACAGAUAGAGCAAACAAUGACAGCGGUAUAAUCCUUAUAAUUUGGUUCAUAUUUGCGGAAUAUACCAUCACACAAGAAGCCGACAUACGAGGUGGUACUGAUUCUGCACUCACAGGAUGGCAGACGACUUCAGCCAGUCCCUCACUCCACCAGUCUCACCCUUUGCAGCAGAUAGCCUGUAUGGGCUGACUCCAGCCCCACCACCAUGCUUUUGUUGCUCUGAAACACAGGACGACCCAACUGGAACACUCCCCACAGAGGGGUACACUGCUAGAGGCUCCCUGAAACGGUUGCUGUUGUGUCUUGACCCAGCCCCUGCAGAUUAUGAGACGGACACAGUGGAGAUUUUUGGCUUUACCUGGGUAACAGAGACAGCACUGGUGGAAUCUACAAAGCUACUGUUUUGUCUGUUCAGACAAAGGGUUUACAGGUUGGAGACCUUGGUGCAGUCCAGCUCACAUGACUUUGGUCAAGGAGGGAACCUCCACUACGAAGCAGAAGACCUCAGACAACAGUGUGUUUCAUUUCUUCAGUAUGUCAAAGUUUUUGUACACAGAUAUCUGGAACCUUCUAGCUCCUUGGAUGCAGGCCCAUCCCACCUCUAUGAGGAACUGGAAGCUCAGCUCCCUUCUUUUCUUCUGGAGGAGCUGUUUGGCAUCACUCUCCUCAUUGGACGACUCAAAGAUCUGCCUGCCAAUGUUCAGAGUGCCUUCACUAUGCAGAACUAUGGAAAGAUUUUUCCUCCCUCUUGGCAUUUGCUACACCUUCAUCUUGACAUCCACUGGUCAGUCUUGGAGAUCCUCCACCUACUUGGUCACAAGAUGCAAGGCCAGGUGGUGUACGCCCACCAGUUUGUGAACCUGACAGGCGAGAACCUAACUGAUACCAGUCUGUUUGAAGAACACCUGUGCAGUCUGCUCUGUGAUCUCACCAGUCUAGCCAUAGGCAAAUACAGCAAGGUAAGGCCUACCGAGGCUCUAAGCAGCCAUCACUACCUUUGCUCCUGCACCAAAGAGCUGUGGGUCCUUCUCAUGCACCUACUGGAAUACAGGAAUAAAGUGCUGCACACACAGUCAUUUUGGAGCUAUAUGAGCUCAUUGCUGAGGCCCCUGGUCUCAGGGAAGCCUGCAGCAGAACAGUUCCACGGCCUCCCCACUCACUGUAAAGACCCUCUGGGGUUCACUUGGUGGCUGGUCACACAUUUGGCAAUGUUAGGCCAGUACAGCUGUAAUGGCUUGAUCCAGAAUGAGAAACAUCUGAAGCAUAACUGGGCUUUUGUUGAAGAGUUGCUCAAGUUAUCUUGUAACCCCAAGGGAGGUCUAGCAGAGGAGCAGAUUAGGAUGCAUGUCCACUGCUGUCUCAGUCUCCUUCUGCUGUGGGAACCGAGCACCAGCGCCGUCUCCAUACUGUGGGACUAUUACAGCAAGAAUCUGAAUGCCUCAUUCUCUGUGCCCUGGCUCGGGAUGUCUGGUCUGGGCACUUUGUGCAAGACACCUCUGGCUCUGUUGGAGCAGGCCCACAGCUGCUGCUGCCCUUCUCCCCUCCAGUCUCCAGGACACACCCAACUCUACCGCUCAGCCAACUCCUUCCACAUCUUCCUUCGACUGUUGGCCCUGUGCCUUGCCCAGGACAGGGCUGGUGGAGUCCCACAGAGACAGAUCAAAGGAAGGAUUUACUCCAAGUUCUUCCCAAAGAAGAUGCAGGAGUUGUCGGAGGCAGGCCUCAUGAACUUCCUGCUGCUGUUUCUGGUGGUGGCCCACCAGGUAGACCUGGAGGAUGUAGCCAGCAGAGUCUCUGAGCUGUUAGGCUUCCUUCCCUCUAACUGCCCCCUUGGGCAUCGCACCUUGGUUUGGAGGGGACACCUAUCACUGCUGUUGCUGUUCCAGAAGAGGGGUCUGGACGUGGGUGCCCAGGCUAGCUGGGUGGCUUGCUCCUUUAAUGAGACAGCCAAAGAAUUCUACAAUAAGGACACCGAGGUAUCUCGCAGACUUGCCCUCUGGGGACCGCUUGGCUCCUAUCUGGAGGGUGUGACCGAGGUGUUUGAGACGAGCACCAGUCUCACUCUGUCGGAGGAAAAGCUGCUAAACGAGGGAUUUGACUGGUUGCUGCCUGCUUGCCACCAGUCAGAGCUGAAUUCUGCCCUGGGCUUUCUGCAGAUUGUCCUUGCCCAGCUAAGACGGGUCCAUCAGUGCAGUGUCCAGUCAGCACUCACCUUGGCCUGGGCUGCUGUUACUCCUAAUGCGGUGAAAGAGCGCCACCUAGCGGUAGCAGCAGCACUCUGGGCACACUUCUUCCCCUUCCUGCGCAGACUGUGCCUCUCGCAGACCCCUCCGGCACAGCUGGCAGAUGCUGCUGCAGGAUUCACCCUGCUUGCCUUUGACCUGCCCAGCUCUGUCCCCCAAGACCUUCAGCCUAACCCAGUCCAGUCCAUCAUGCAGUGCUUUGGCUGGGACGACAUGGUUCACCCACUCCUGGUGACUCGCUACCUUCCCCAUCUACUCCAGAACAGUGAGCUGGUGUCCUCACUAAGCAGUGAGUCUGGCGUUGUGUCAGGUUCUGCACAAAGUCUGUCAGUGAGGGCCUGGUUCAGAUGUGUUCUACAGCAGUACCUUCACAAGAAUGCAGAUGGGUUUGACAGCAGAACAGGGCGUGCUGUGGAGGAGCAGUUGUGUGAACUGACCCGGCUUGUCCUGAGGCUCCCUGAAGUAGAGAGUCUCCUGCAGAGAGCUGGCCUCCAGCCCACAGCCAACAGGCCUGAACCCACUACAGUCCUGGAGGUGUUUGUCAAGGCUAUAGGCAGAGUGUACAGUGGGUUGCAGGUUUUGAAUGAGCGUUCAGCCAUGGUGACCAGAGCUCUGAACUACAUCGGAGACAUCCUCAAACACAUUAAACCCUGUCUGCUCAGCAAGAACCAAGAGGGAUUGCAGCUAGCCUAUUGGGCUGUUGGCUGCAUAGUGAAGUACUGGAGCCCCCUGCUGGCCACAUCUAAAGCCCAGCAGCUGCUCUGCCGCAUCGUGGAUGUGCUACUGCUUCCCCACAACCUCACACAGCGGGACAAAGCUCUCAGGGACAGCCUGCCAUUGUAUCUACAGGGUUUGUUGGUGGCAUCCAAUGUUUCACAAUCUCUCGGUGCUCACCUGAAGAAGCAGCUCCGCUCAGUUAUCUACAAAUACCUAGACCAUUUCCUUCCUGCCUCACCUUCCAUGGGCAACAUCGCUAACCACCCUGUGCUUCUGGGUGCCUGUGAGGCCAGCCCGACUGCCCAGGGGGCAGCACUGAGGAGGACCGUCCUAGAGGUGCUUUGUGAGAGCUUCUUGCAGUUUAAAGGUCAUGCCCCUCCACCUCGCCUCUCUUCAGUCCUCAUGUUCCUGCUAGAGCUUCUGAGACGAAACAGCGACUCAGACCCCACCCAUCUCACUCUGGCCCUCCCACCUCUGCUACGCUGUGUGAUGCUGGUUAAUGAUCCACAGGUGAGGAAGACGAGCACAGAUGCCAUACAGCUUGUGGUGGAGCGAUGCGGUGCUGCAUCUACAGAGGGACCGUGUGACCAGAUGAUUACUGCCUUACGGUCAUUUGUGGAGGAGAAUGAAAGCACCUAUGACAGACAGGUCUACAGUGUUUUAGAGACGCUGGCUGUUUUAGAUCCGUCCGUGGUUCAAGCUCUCAUUCCCCACCUGUCUCUCAGUCUCAGAAACACCGAACACAAGAGAGGACAGGGCAGGAAUAUCGCCCUGAGGAGUGCAUAUAGGAAGUUGCUGUGCCUGCUUGGGGACAGUGGGCAGGCUGAAAUAACCAGUUUGGAAGCAGACUGAAAAGUUUUUUUUUUCAGCUCCAUGAAUGUCUGAGUAGACAUUUUGUUUUGGCCACAUUUCUUGAUUUGAUCACCAGAAAGGACAUGUUACAAGGGGAUCUUAUAAAAUAUGAGGCUCAAGAGCUCUAAACCAUCUGUGAUCAUGCUAAAACCUAAACCACAGUUAUAACACUGUGGAAAAAAAAUACAGCAUAGAUAAACACAACUGGAAAAUGUUUCAUCAGCACUACUUAAUGAGCUUUAUAUGUUCUUCAUGCUGGAGCUCAGGAUGCUCCAAUCAUAGACUACAAGCCUAAUGUCUCCAGGUUGUAUGUAAAAUGUAGCUUUUGUAAAAAUAAAAAAGGUGCAGAUACAUUAUUAAUGAAAUGAAAUGUGAAAAUAAAUAUGAAUGUGUUCACACCAGUCCCUCCAUCUCUUCAUCUCAGCUCUAUAGCGAGUGAAGUGUGGAAUGUGAGCCUUAAAGUGAGCACGGACUAUUUGUACUUAUACCAUCAGGUGCUGGAUCUCUCUCUCUACUCGCAUGGCACUCUGAAUUACAGAUUUGAUGACAGUCGUGGGCGAGCCUAAAGAGUUCAGUAGCAAAAAAAAAAAAAAAAAAAAAAA